Molecule: messenger RNA, 1065 nt
Organism: Emericellopsis cladophorae
Lineage: Eukaryota; Fungi; Ascomycota; Sordariomycetes; Hypocreales; Bionectriaceae
Product: ER lumen protein-retaining receptor-like protein
Exons: 2
Coding region: 1-1065 (354 amino acids)
Biological process (GO): protein retention in ER lumen; endoplasmic reticulum to Golgi vesicle-mediated transport
Cellular component (GO): endoplasmic reticulum; cis-Golgi network; membrane
Molecular function (GO): ER lumen protein retrieval receptor activity
Source: RefSeq, a predicted model, not a curated record
AUGUGGAACAUCUUCCGCUACCUGGGAGACAUCUCCCACAUCCUCUCCAAGCUCAUCCUGAUCCUCUCAAUUCAUCGCAACCGCUCGGCUGAGGGCGUCAGUCUCAUCACGCAGCUCCUCUACGGCCUCGUCUUCUGCACGCGCUACCUCGACCUCUUUGACAGCAGCAAGCCCCAUCCAGCAUGGAAUGUCAUUUUCAAGACAUUUUACAUCAUCUCGAGCUUCUACAUCCUGGGCGUGAUGCAGUGGAUGUUCCCCCGCACAAGGGAGCGCGAGGUGGCAUGGAAGCUGGGCGCCGUGGUGCUGGGAGGCUCGCUGGUGCUGAGUCCCUUUGCCAUGCUCAUCAUUGAACAGAAGGAGUUCUGGGGCUUUGUACACUGGCUCUGGGUUUUCUCCGAGAUCCUCGAGUCCGUCUGCGUGCUGCCCCAGCUUCUGCUGCUGCGCCAGACUACUGUCCCCACCGUCAUUGACUCAUUCUACCUCUUGACCCUGGGGUCGUACCGUGCUCUGUACUGCUUCAACUGGCUUGUUCGCAAGCUCGACUCGACUGACCCUGGCCCGGACACAGUCUCUGUUAUCUUCGGAAUCAUCCAGACCGCUCUGUACAUUGACUUUGCCUGGGUGUACUACACGCGCCAGCGUGUCAAGCUCAGGGGCGGCGGUGUUGUGGACGCUGAUGACCUGCGCAACUCCUGGCUCCUGCGCCGCAUCUUCGGACGGUUCGCCCCGAGGCACAGCAAUAUGGAUGAUGAAGAUGAGGAGAGUGGCCCCGCGCUGGGUGGCGGCCGCAACGGAAGCCGUCCGGCCUGGGGCUCUAGGGGCAUCUCCGUGAGCGCUGACGACGGCGUCUUCGAUGCGGACAGAGAUGGUCAAGAGGAGGGUGUCACAUCCGGACCCGUGGAUCCGGAUGCCAGGAUGAAGGACCCAGAUGAACUGGCUCGGGCCAUGGAAGAUGAUGACGAGGAAGAUAAUGGUGCCUCUGGGUCGAGUAAGCCGUACCGCGACGAGGCUGGCGUCGAGGCUAGCGGCGCGGGUGGCAUCAGGAACGACGAAUGGAGGGAUUGA